GUGCAGGUGCAUUUCACAGAGAGGUCAUUUGAUCUUUUGGUAAAGAAUCUAAAUGGGAAGAGUUACUCCAUGAUUGUGAACAAUCUCUUAAAACCCAUCUCUGUGGAAGGCAGUUCAAAAAAAGUCAAGACAGAUACAGUUCUUAUCUUAAGUAGAAAGAAAGCAGAAAACACACGUUGGGACUACCUGACGCAGGUUGAAAAAGAAUGCAAAGAGAAAGAAAAGCGCUCCUAUGACACUGAAACAGAUCCUAGUGAGGGACUGAUGAAUGUUCUAAAGAAAAUUUACGAAGACGGAGAUGAUGACAUGAAGCGAACCAUUAAUAAAGGCUGGGUGGAAUCAAGAGAGAAGCAAGCCAAAGGAGACACAGAAUUUUAAGACUUUAAAGUCAUUUUGGGAACUGCGAUGUGGAAAUAUUGAUGUUUCCAAUGAGGAAAUGUUGGUGAGCUGCUCAGAUAAAUUUGACAGAUAACUGCUUACAUAGCCACCUUCUAAGUAAAGGCAGUGAAUUCUCCCAUUUCCUCCUGGAGGAUUUAUUUAAAUAAAAUAUGCUUAUUAAACACUUCCUCCAAAGAUCGUUUCCUUAGUAAUCUGGGCAUUUUGUUCAAAAAAGGAUAAUAUGGUAUUCUUGUGUGAAAUGUAAAAAAGCAAGUCUUGCCUAAUGAUAAUGCCACAUUGUGUGUAUUUUUGUUCAGCUAAGAUGUAGAAAACAAAAGUUAUUUUUGCCUAUAAGUUCCUGAUACCAGCUCCCACAAUUGUAAGAAUAAGUAAAAAUAAAACCUGAAUUUUUGCAUAAAA
Messenger RNA from Odobenus rosmarus divergens (Pacific walrus), 798 nucleotides. Its product is annotated as calcyclin-binding protein-like. The record is from RefSeq and is a predicted model, not a curated record. NCBI's taxonomy places the organism in Eukaryota, Metazoa, Chordata, Mammalia, Carnivora, Odobenidae. The coding region runs from base 70 to 378 and encodes 102 amino acids. The transcript has a single exon.